Talaromyces proteolyticus is the source of this 3185-nucleotide messenger RNA. Its product is annotated as aminopeptidase. Gene Ontology annotation, cellular component: cytoplasm. The transcript is spliced from 3 exons. Gene Ontology annotation, biological process: proteolysis; peptide catabolic process. Bases 204 to 3095 code for a protein of 963 amino acids. The record is from RefSeq and is a predicted model, not a curated record. Gene Ontology annotation, molecular function: metalloaminopeptidase activity; zinc ion binding; peptide binding. Lineage: Eukaryota; Fungi; Ascomycota; Eurotiomycetes; Eurotiales; Trichocomaceae.
CAUCCGUCACUCCCUCCUCAUGCUGACUCUUAAUAUUGUUGUUGUUGACACGCUCUACCCCACUAUCCCUCGUCUGGCCCUAUCUCCGUCCUUUGUUAGGCCUCGUCUAGCGGGGUAGUCUUCCCUCCUUUGAUUGAUCGCUACCCCUCUCCUCCUGUGGUGUGGUGGUGCCUUUCCCGCUUACUUUCGGUCUCGUUGGACGAAUGCAUCGGACCUUCCUCCCAUCUGCUCCGCGAGUCUGGUACUCUGCAAACUCUCCUGUGCAUGCGACUGCUAGACCGUCGUUAUUAAGAGGCUUCUCACGUCCUUUGUCCUCUUCUCUUUCGCGUCCCUCCCGCAUUGCUGCUCCUGCUCCUGCUUCUCGCUCUCGCCAGACCGUCCCCACUCCUCUCGCUCAAUUCUCCAAGAGACACUGCUCGUACCGCAGAAUGUGCCACGCCAGGCAUGCUGACGAGCCAUCGGGCUCGACCCUCGUCCACGGCCGCGUGGUGCUACCGACCAAUGUCAAGCCGGUGCAUUAUGACCUGACCUUGGAGCCUGACUUUGAAAAUUUCACCUACGAGGGCACUGUCGUUGUUGAUCUCGAUGUGAAAGAGGAUACCAAUUCCAUCGCCUUGAACACGCUCGAGCUUCAAAUCCACAGCAGCGAGGUUUCCGUGGACGGAGUCGCCAUCGCUUCCAACCCUACCACCACCUAUGACAGCGAUGAUCAGGUCACCACCGUUCAAUUCACCCAGACCAUCCCGGCGGGCUCCAAGGCGCAAUUGAAGCAAACCUUCACGGGCACCUUGAAUGACAACAUGGCUGGCUUCUACCGUUCCUCGUACAAGACGGCCAACGGAGGAACCGGGUAUAUUGCUUCCACCCAGAUGGAGCCUACGGAUGCUCGUCGAGCAUUCCCGUGUUUCGAUGAGCCGGCCCUGAAGGCGGAGUUCACGGUGACAUUGAUUGCUGACAAGCAUCUGACCUGUCUGAGCAACAUGGAUGUUGCGUCAGAGUCGGAAAUCGACUCGAAGAUUACCGGCGGUAAGAAGAAGGUCGUCAAAUUCAACAAAUCCCCACUCAUGUCUACCUAUCUGCUGGCUUUCAUCGUUGGUGAGCUGAACUACAUCGAAACCAAGAAUUUUCGUGUGCCGAUCCGUGUGUACGCUACGCUGGAUCAGGAUAUUGAACACGGCCGCUUUUCCUUGGAUUUGGCCGCAAAGACUUUAGCAUUCUACGAAAAGGCUUUUGAUAACGAGUACCCUCUGCCUAAAAUGGAUAUGGUUGCCAUUCCUGACUUCAGCAACGGUGCCAUGGAGAACUGGGGCUUGGUGACUUAUCGAGUGGUUGAUGUCCUCCUUGAUGAGAAGACCAGUGGUGCUUCUGUGAAACAGCGUGUUGCUGAAACUGUUCAACAUGAACUUGCCCAUCAGUGGUUCGGUAAUCUGGUCACCAUGGACUUCUGGGAUGGUCUCUGGCUGAAUGAAGGAUUCGCAACCUGGAUGUCAUGGUAUUCAUGUAACGCCUUCUAUCCAGAGUGGAAGGUUUGGCAGACCUACGUCAUUGACAGCCUGCAGAGCGCUCUUUCUCUAGAUUCAUUGCGGAGCAGUCAUCCCGUUGAGGUGCCCGUGAAGCGUGCAGAUGAGAUCAACCAGAUCUUUGAUGCGAUCUCCUAUUCCAAGGGCUCGUCUGUUCUUCGCAUGAUUUCUAAAUACCUGGGCGAAGAUACUUUCCUCCAAGGUGUUCGUAACUAUAUCAAAAAGCACGCGUACGGAAAUACUGAAACUGGUGAUCUUUGGGCCGCGUUGGCAAAUGCCAGUGGCAAGCCUGUUGAGAAGGUGAUGGACAUCUGGACGAAGAACGUCGGGUUCCCAGUGGUGCAGGUCACCGAGAAUGCAAGCGCGGGUACAUUGAAGAUCAAACAAAACCGUUUCCUCCGAACUGGCGACGUCAAACCCGAGGAAGACCGGACGAUUUUCCCUGUUCUUUUGGCGCUCAGGUCGAAGGAAGGGGUGGCCGAAGACUUAGUCCUCGAUGCGCGUGAAGGCGAAUUCAAGGUCCCUGACCUUGACUUUUUCAAAUUGAACGCCGAUCACUCUGGUUUGUACCGCACAUCUUACACCCCAGAACGAUUGGAGAAGCUCGGAAAGGCGGCCAAAGAAGGUCUUCUGACUGUUGAAGACCGUGCUGGUAUGGUUGCCGACUCGGGUGCUUUGACUGCUGCUGGCUACCAGAAGACUUCCGGGUUGUUGUCGCUCCUCAAGGGCUUCAACACCGAGUCUGAAUACAUUGUGUGGAAUGAGAUGCUCACGCGAAUUGGGAGCAUUCGCGCAGCCUGGCUUUUCGAGGAUCAGAAGGUGCGCGACGCCGUCAAGGAAUUCCAACGUUCUUUGGUCAGCGAGAAAGCGCACGAGAUUGGCUGGGAAUUCUCGGAGCAAGACGGUCAUGUCUUGCAACAGUUCAAGACGCUUUUGUUUGGAAGCGCUGGAUCGGCAGGCGACCCAGUGGUAGUGGCUGCUGCUCAAGACAUGUUCAAGCGCUUUGCCGAGGGCGACCACAGCGCAAUCCACCCCAACAUCCGGGGCAGCGUUUUCAACAUUGUCCUGAAGAACGGUGGCGAGAAGGAAUACAAUAUUAUUCUCGACCGCUUCCGCCAUGGUUCAACCUCUGACGAAAAGAAUACUGCUCUUCGCAGCUUAGGUGCCGCUGAGGAUAUCGCAUUGGUGCAGAGGACUUUGGACUUGGCGCUGAACGGCGAAGUGAGAAGUCAGGAUGUGUACAUGCCGCUCGCUGGGCUCCGCAACCACGUUACGGGCGUGCAAGAGCGGUGGAAGUGGUUGGUGAACAACUGGGAUACUAUUCCUGCCCGAUUCCCGCCUUCUCUACCCAUGCUUAGUGCGGUUGUCCAACUUUCUACGUCUGCUUUCUGCACGGAGGCUCAGCUCAAGGAGGUGCAGGCUUUCUUUGCUUCUAAGGAUACUAAGGGCUUUGACCGUGCCAUCAGCCAGAGCUUGGAUGCUAUUCAGUCCAAGAGCAACUGGGUCGAGCGCGACCGGAGAGACGUGGAGCAAUGGUUGAAGAGCAACAGCUAUUACCUCGAUCAAAAGCUAUAACUUGUAAUUAUGGACUAGUUAAAAAUCAUGUAUAGUAUUCUCAUCUACGCAUUUAGGUUUCAUCCAAAUAGCAUAUAUUUAUUUCGGCAC